CGUCAGCUUGCCCUUCAAGUUGUACUGCCUCACGGUGAUGACCCUGGUUGCUGCCACGUACACCGUAGCCCUGCGGUACACGCGCACCGUGGAGACCGAGCUCUACUUCUCCACCACGGCUGUGUGCAUCACUGAAGUCAUCAAGCUAUUCCUAAGUGUGGGCAUCUUGGCAAAAGAAACUGGAAGUCCUGCAAGGUUAAUGACAUCUUUAAAAGAAAAUGUGUUGGGAAGUCCUAAGGAAUUGCUAAAAUUAAGCGUUCCAUCUUUGGUGUAUGCGCUCCAAAACAACAUGGCUUUUGUGGCUCUUAGCAACUUGGAUGCAGCAGUUUACCAGGUGACGUACCAGCUGAAGAUCCCGUGCACAGCCCUGUGCACAGUGCUGAUGCUGAGCCGUUCCCUGAGCAAGCUGCAGUGGCUCUCGGUGUUCAUGCUGUGCGGCGGCGUCACGCUCGUGCAGUGGAAGCCUGCUCAGGCUACCAAGGUGCAGGUGGAGCAGAAUCCCUGGCUAGGAUUUGGAGCAAUUGCUGUUGCUGUCUUAUGCUCAGGAUUUGCAGGAGUUUAUUUUGAAAAGGUUUUGAAGAGUUCAGAUACUUCCUUAUGGGUGAGGAAUAUUCAGAUGUACUUGUCUGGGAUUGUGGUGACUUUAUGUGGUGUCUACAUGUCAGAAGGAGCCCAAGUUCUUGAGAAAGGCUUCUUCUACGGCUAUACAUCCUACGUCUGGUUUGUCAUAUUUCUUGCCAGCGUGGGCGGCCUCUACACAUCUGUGGUCGUUAAGUACACGGAUAACAUCAUGAAAGGCUUCUCCGCGGCUGCAGCCAUCGUCCUUUCCACCAUCGCCUCCGUCGUCCUCUUUGGGCUGCAGAUCACUCUUACCUUCUUCCUGGGUGCUCUCCUGGUGUGUAUUUCUAUUUACCUCUAUGGAUUACCUCGACAAGACACUACAAAAAUCGAGCCCUCAGAGACCAAGAGCUCCAAAGAGAGACUGGUUACUGUGUGACACUGUCCGUGACAAAAGG
Molecule: messenger RNA, 1016 nt
Organism: Tinamus guttatus (white-throated tinamou)
Lineage: Eukaryota; Metazoa; Chordata; Aves; Tinamiformes; Tinamidae
Source: RefSeq, a predicted model, not a curated record